AUGCGUGGCGCGGUGUCACACGGGCGCGGUGCAGUCACCUGUUGCAGGCGGUGGGCGCACGUGCCGCGGCGGCGCGCUAGGCGCGGCCGGCACAGUGUCGCGGCGGCGGGCGCCGAGCUCACAGCGCCCGCGCCGGCAUGCGACGCUAGCGCGAGCAUGCGGCUGCCCCUAUUGCCGCUCCUCGUGCUGCCGCUCGUGCUCGCGCGCCCGGCAGCAGGUGAGCCCUCGACACGACACGACAGCCCCCCGGUGGUGACGUGCAGUGCGACACGCGACACGAGCCCCCGCGGCGUGUACGUAAGUGCGCCGCCAACCGCCGGGAUCUGCUGGUCGGGUAUGGAGCGGGGCGGGCGCUGCAGCUCCGUAGCGGCGCUGCGGGUGGGCAGGGCGGAAUGCUGCGCCGGUGCAGACCGUUCACCAGCCGCGUGGAGCCCGCGCGACCUCGACAGCGGCGAGAUCUUCUUCUACAAGGCACUGUCCGGCGGGGUGCCUUGCACGGCUUGCGACGAGUCCUGCGCUGGGGUGUCAUGCGGCGGGGGCAGGCGGUGCGUGCUGAGGGGCGGGAGGGCGCGCUGCGUGUGCGCCGCCGCGUGCCGGCGCGCCGGGCCGGUCUGCGGCACCGACGGGCGCACCUACCGCUCGCUCUGCCGCCUCCGAAGACGCGCGUGCCGCCGACCGGCCAAGCACUUGGCCCUCGACUACCCCGGGCCCUGCCAAGUGGGCAGUUGCGAAGGCGUGCGCUGCGGCGGAGACAAGCGGUGCGUGUUAGACGCGGAGUUGGGCGCGCAUUGCGUAAAGUGCGGUGCGUGCAGCGUGGCGGGCGCCCCUGUGUGCGCAGUCGACGGGCGGACGUACGCGGGAGCUUGCGCGCUGCGACGCGCCGCCUGCGAACGGGGGAAGGCCCUGCCGCUCGCGUACAGAGGAUCCUGCAUAGCGAACGCGACAUGCGCGUCGGUUACGUGCGGCACGGGGCAGCGGUGCGUCGCGGGGGGCGCCAGCGGUGCGCGCUGCGUGUCGUGCGGGGCGUGCGGGGGCGGGGCGCGCCGCCUCCUCUGCGGCACCGACGCCCGCACCUACUCCUCCUGGUGCCGUCUCCAGCGCGCGGCCUGUCACGCCGGCAGGGUCGUGGACACUCUGCACCGCGGACCUUGCAAAGGCAACAGAAACAUUACGGACAAUAGUGUGACAGUCAAAAGGAAGGGAGUUGAUACGGAUGCCGCG
Molecule: messenger RNA, 1221 nt
Organism: Iphiclides podalirius (scarce swallowtail)
Lineage: Eukaryota; Metazoa; Arthropoda; Insecta; Lepidoptera; Papilionidae
Source: the annotation of a GenBank genome assembly